Messenger RNA from Orussus abietinus, 2784 nucleotides. RefSeq names its product GATOR complex protein WDR24 (gene Wdr24). Gene Ontology annotation, biological process: positive regulation of TOR signaling. Gene Ontology annotation, molecular function: protein binding. The record is from RefSeq and is a predicted model, not a curated record. Lineage: Eukaryota; Metazoa; Arthropoda; Insecta; Hymenoptera; Orussidae. The transcript has 12 exons. The coding region runs from base 292 to 2604 and encodes 770 amino acids.
UCGAGCGGUUGUAAUUUGCGGGUUGAGCUGUAUAUUUAUUAUUUUACCUGUAGUAGUUUAUGGUUCAGUGUGAGUAGUUGCAAUCAGGUGCAAUUUAGAUAUUUUCUAAUUUUUGAUUACUAAUUUGACAUCUAUAAAACGUGCUUGGAAUAAUUCUAACAAGUGAAGGGAAAUUAAAUUUGUAGGGCCACAAUGAUUCCGUCUUGCCGAUAUUUGUUACAUCUAUGUAAUGUGUUAAGCAGCGAUGACAAUAACAGUUACCAUUAACCUGUUAAGAAUAAAUAUGUCAGCAUGUCAUCGAUGACAGUAUUUAUUACCCAAGAAGGGCCAGCAAAUGCUUUGGCACUCAAUAAAGACAAUAGCCAAGUAGUCAUAGCUGGUCGUAAUGUAUUUAAAAUAUUUACAUUAUUGGAGGACAGAUUUGAAGAAGUAUGUAACUUAAGGGUAGGGAAGAACUUGAACUUGAAUUUUUCGUGCAAUGAUGUAGCAUGGAAUCUAAUUGAUGAUCACAUAUUAGCCACUGCAGCUACUAAUGGUGCAGUAGUAGUUUGGAACUUGAAUCGGCCGUCGCGUUCAAAACAGGAACAUGUUUUUGUGGAUCAUAAAAGAACUGUCAAUAAAGUCAGUUUUCAUAUAACAGAAUCCAUGUGGCUUAUAUCUGGAUCUCAAGAUGGUACAAUGAAAUGUUUCGAUCUCAGGAUAAAAGAAGCAACUAAAACUUUUUAUAGUAAUACGGAAUCUGUACGAGAUGUGCAAUUUUCACCACAUCAACAACAUACUUUUGCUGCAGUCUCUGAAAACGGUCAUGUUCAACAAUGGGAUUUACGUCGUCCAGACCGUUAUUUUCAACACUUUACUGCCCACAGUGGGCCUAUCUUUGCUUGCGAUUGGCAUCCAGAAGCUACUUGGCUGGCAACUGCAUCAAGAGACAAAACUAUCAAGGUGUGGGAUUUGUCGGGAAAGCCAUCGUGUGAAUAUACUAUUCAUACAAUAGCCUCGGUUGGACGAAUUAAGUGGAGACCUCAAAGAAAAUACCAUAUUGCUAGUUGUGCUCUUGUUGUUGAUUGUAGUAUAAAUGUAUGGGACAUUAGAAGGCCGUACAUACCAUUUGCAAGUUUUAACGAACACAAAGACGUUCCAACUGGAGUCGCUUGGAGGGGUGAUCCUCAAUCUUUUUUAUCUACUAGCAGGGAUUGCACGUUGUAUCACCAUGUAUUUAAAGAUGCAGUUAGACCUGCAAGUAAAGCAAAUCCUCAAGGCAUUGCGUUGAAUACAAAAGGCGAUAUUGCAUAUGCAUGUAAAGUUAAUGUCAAUGCACCGACUACAAUGAAACAGUUAUCCAACAUUAUGAGGAAGGUUCCUGCGAGCAAUGAUACAUUUUGCAUGGCAUCCAGUAUGAUGCACAGAUUCACAAUGAGUAAUCCAUGUGAAUCUCAGUGGUUUAGAGUAUGUGCAGAGGGUUAUCAACUUAGUGGAAGAUUGAAUGAAAUCUGUGAUCAUAAUGCAGUAGUAGCUAGCAAUGCAGGUCGGAAUGAUAUAAGUACGGUGUGGAAUAUUACAAAGACAUUGUAUGCAAAUCCAAUGGGCAGUAUUUUGAAAACACUAUCAGCUAUAUCUAAAGAUGAAGGAGCAAAUGCAUUAAGUUUAGCACAAAUUACUUUAGGAGCAACAAUGGAUCAACCUAAUACAGGUUUGGAAAGUGACGUCAAAUCUUUACAAGGCGAAACACCAGGUAUCAUUAGUGGGGGCGAUGACGAGACUGAAACGGAUGAAACACCAGAUAAUCAAAACUGCAUAGGAUCGGCAUUACCAGGGCGACCUUUCGUUGGCAGUAAACGGCAACCAAAAGGUGACUUUUUCUUUGGUGAAGGAGAGCUGGAACCUAUUACUAUGGAGUAUAAUGGCAGUUACAUGCGUAAUAUUAUAAAUAGUGAAAAUGAUUGGACGUUAUCCAAAGAAGCUUUUCCUUUACGCCACGAAAUACAGGAUAGAUCUCCACCCCCAGAACAAUUUCCUAACCAUUCACCAGACAUUAAUAACGAUGAUUCUGGUUCGGUAAUGCUUGAAGAUCAACCUUGUCAAUUGGUAGUUACAUCUAUCCCAAAACCUUCGUUUUGGGAUCCCACUCAAAUAAUAGAGGAAGCUUUGAAACAUCAUGCAAGUAUACGGGAUAUACAGACAUCGGUUUCCAUUUUAAUUGCCCUCGGAGAAAGGAGGAAUAAUUUAAAUAUUGAAAUGGCAAUACAAGAACAUUGGUUAUUAGAGUACUUAGACAUGCUGGGAAGGUUUAAGUUAUGGGAAGUUGCUAGUCAGAUUAUUCAGUUAGCGUGGAUUCCUUCCAUAUCACAGUUAAAUCAACAGUCUACAACAGUUCACGCUUCUUGCACUUGUUGCACGAAACCUUUGCAGAGAUCUGCUUGGCUGUGCGAUCGAUGUCAUACAUCUAGACAUGCUCUUUGUUCAGUUUGUCACCAGGUCGUUCACGGAGUAUAUGUAUGGUGCCAGGGUUGUAUGCAUGGAGGACAUGUCAUGCAUAUGAGUGAGUGGUUUCAUAUCAAUCGACAAUGUCCAACAGGCUGUGGACAUGCUUGCGAGUACACAUAAGAAACCCUUCUUGUUGAUAGUAAAUACAGUACAGUGUAUCAUAUAUUUCAUGAUCUUCAUGUAAGAUCUUUGGACAAGCUUUAACAAUUUGCAACGUUUAGAUAAUGAUAAUAUAGAAAUAAUUUUUAUGAUUGUGUAAAUUUGUUUAAUUACCUGCUUUGACUAGUCAAUUUUUUGUUU